AUGGAAAAUUGCUGCAAGAACUCUCUGCUCUCCCAGCUUACCUGCCUGUUUGUCCUUGAACAGCUGCUUACCUGCGUGUCCACAAGGGAGUUCACUGUGUCUGGUCCCUCAGACCCCAUUGUGGUUGCUCCAGGUGGGGAAGCUGUGCUCCCCUGCUUCCUGUCUCCAGCCAGGAGUGUGGAGAACGUGGAGGAGCUCAGGUGGUUCCGUAACAGAUUCUCAGAAGCAGUGUUUGUCUAUCGGAACCAGCAAGAGCAGAAAGAAGAGCAGAGGGCUGAGUACGCAGGACGGACCUGCCUGGUGAAGGACCAGUUCCAUGAAGGCAAGGCUGCCGUGCACAUCAGAAACGUCCAGGAGUCGGACAGUGGGAUAUACGUCUGCUUCUUCAAACAGGGUGUCUUCUAUGAUGAGGCCAUCUUGGAGCUGAAGGUGGCAGCGAUGGGCUCUGUCCCUGAAGUGCACAUCCAAGGUCCAGAAGACGGUGGUGUGUGUGUGGUGUGCAGGGCUUCAGGGUGGUACCCAAAGCCCCAGGUGCAGUGGAGAGACUCCAGAGGGGAGACACUCCCAGCAUCCUCUGAGACCCACACUGAAGAUGCUGAAGGCGUGUUCAGCAUGGAGUCCUCGUUGGUGGUGAGAGACAGUUCUUUGGGGAAUGUGACCUGCUCUGCCUUCAAUCCCAUCUUGGACCAGGAGAAGGCCAUGUCCAUGGUCAUCCCAGAGCCUUUCUUCCCUCAGACUUCUCCCUGGAUGUUAGCUUUUGCCAUCGCCAUGCCAGUGAUGGGACUUCUAGUCUUAGCGUCAUGCUGCUUUCUUGUAAAAGAACGUCAUGCAAGGCUGCAGUUGCGGCAGGAGAGGGAGAAACUGCUGUGUGAGCUCGAGGAGUCCCAGGAGGACAUACUGAAGAGCACGAGCACACUCCAGGAGGAGCUUGAUCGGAGGAAGGCAGCUUACAUGGCUGCCUGGAGGAAGGCCCAGCUGUAUGCAGAUUGGCGCAAGGAGCACUUCCAGGCCUGGUCUGUCACUCUGGAUCCAGACUCUGCCCACCCCCUUCUUGCCAUCUCUCAGGACAGGGUGCACGUGACCCUGAUGGACACCACUAUGUGUCUGGAUGGCCUCUUCUGUGUGUUAGGCAUGGAAGGCAUCUCCUCUGGAAGGUGCUACUGGGAGGUGAAGAUAAAAAAUGGAGACAGCAGCAAGUGGAUUCUGGGGGCCUGUCGGGAAGAUGUGGACAGAAAAGGCUUGUACUUUGAGAGUCCAGACAAGGGGUUUUGGACUGUGGGAAGGUCUAGUAGUGGAUAUUGGGCCUAUAUUAACACUGGGAGGGCUUCAUUAUCCUUUAGGCAAACUCCCCAGAGUGUGGGUGUCUUUGUGGACUACAGUGAAGGUGACAUCUCCUUCUAUAACAUGAGUGACUUGUCCCACAUUUUCAGCUUCCACGAAGCUUCCUUCUCUGGGACUCUUCAUCCAUACUUGAGGAUUAAGUCUGGAACUGUUUGGAUGAUUCUCAGCUCCAUCGCACAGGGGUGUGAUGGGGAAAAGUGGGAGGAGAGAAGGAGCAGUAAAGGGAGGAGGAGGAGUGGGAAGCGGGGGAAGAAAGGGAAGAAGUCAUUUUUGUUUCCUUUGAAGCAGUCUCUGAAUUCCCCAGGGGAGGGGCUCACACCAGGCUCUAAAGGUGUCCACUCUCCCCCAGGGGAAGCAUCCCCUUUCCUCCCUCACCCUGUCACACUUGACUCCCAUAGUGCAGACACUGUCUCUAAGUUGUCAGUGUGA
Molecule: messenger RNA, 1770 nt
Organism: Cricetulus griseus (Chinese hamster)
Lineage: Eukaryota; Metazoa; Chordata; Mammalia; Rodentia; Cricetidae
Source: RefSeq, a predicted model, not a curated record